Molecule: messenger RNA, 1821 nt
Organism: Musa acuminata AAA Group (dessert banana)
Lineage: Eukaryota; Viridiplantae; Streptophyta; Magnoliopsida; Zingiberales; Musaceae
Product: ultraviolet-B receptor UVR8-like
Exons: 9
Coding region: 120-1433 (437 amino acids)
Source: RefSeq, a predicted model, not a curated record
UGUUGGUGCAAACAGCAGCGGAGCUCCAGGUCGACGUCAGGAGAUCGAGGGAAAACGGAAGCCGCGAAAGGGAAGAGGAGAUCGGUUGAUAGAGCGAUAGGUGGAUUGGGAGGAGGGAGAUGAAUGUUGGGGAGGAGGAAGGAGGCGGAGGAGGAGGAGGAGGGGAGGAGAUGGAGGAGGAUGGGAAGGAGGAGAUGAUGGUGGUGGAGGAGACGAUGGAGGAGAAGGGGAGGGAUAAGACGGUGCUGAUGUGGGGUUACCUCCCUGGAGUGUCGCCGCAGAGAUCGCCUCUGCUUCACCCGGUGGCCGUCCGAAUGCCGGAUUCGCCCGCAGGAGACCGGUGGCGGGACGUCAGUGGCGGAGGAUGCGGAUUUGCCAUGGCCAUCUCUGAGUCAGGCAAGCUAUAUACAUGGGGUUCUACCGAUGACAUGGGUCAAAGCUAUGUUACAUCGGGGAAGCAUGAGGAGACUCCGGCAAUAUUUGACCUCCCAACCGAGGUGCCCAUAAUUAUGGCAGCAGCAGGAUGGGCUCAUUGUGUUGCAGUCACUGCUCAAGGAGAGGUCUACACAUGGGGAUGGAAAGAGUGUGUGCCUACUGGCAGGAUCACUAGAGAUCAGUCUUCCUCUGGUGGAACCUCAGAAAAAGAAGAAAGACACAGUGGAUUGUUAAGUGAUCAAGUGAGUCCCAGAUCACAGGGCUCAAGAGCUAGUGGAACCCUGUCAGGUUUUGAUAGUAGAGGUGGUGAUGAGAAUACGAAGCGAAGAAAGUUGUCUUCAGCUAAAAUGGGACCCGAAAGCUCAUCCUCUGGUGAAGAAGCUCUUUCGGCACCUCCAUGCCUUGUAACUCUUAAUGUAGGUAUCCAUAUCACUGGUGUUGCUGCUGGUGGACGACAUACACUAGCAUUGUCGGUUUCAGAUGUAGGUCAGGUGUGGGGUUGGGGCUACGGAGGAGAAGGGCAACUUGGUUUGGGUACUCGUAUCCGGAAUGUGUCUUCUCCUCAUCCUGUACCUUGUAUAGAAUCAGCUUCUUUCAAUAAAGACCGAUCAUCACCAGCUGCCAAAGGGAAACAAAGCUCAGAUGGACAGGCAUAUAAACUCAUAGGAAGCUGUGUGAAGGCCAUUGCUUGCGGGGGUCGUCACAGUGUUGCAGUUACAGAUACUGGAGCCCUACUUACUUUCGGAUGGGGACUUUAUGGCCAGUGUGGACAAGGAAGUACCGAUGAUGAGCUGAGUCCAACAUGUGUAUCAUCACUUUUGGGUGUCACAAUACAAGGAGUUGCUGCUGGCCUGUGGCAUACAGUAUGCACAUCUGCUGAUGGUGGUGUGUAUUCGUUUGGUGGGAAUCAGUUUGGGCAACUAGGAACUGGUUCUGAUCAAGCUGAGCAUGUUCCAUUCGGACAAAAAGAGGAGUUACAUGUAUCACCAGAGACCUAAGCAUGCUCCAUUAGUGGACAGAUUCCACACAGAACUUGAAACCUGUGCCCUCUACAAUUUGACUUAUUUUGAUGAAAAAAAGGAACCCAGUGCGCUAAUCAUAUGCAAAGCAUCCAAAAAGAAGCAUGAAAUUUUGCUAAGAAAUGGGUCGGAAAUAUGGUAAAGAGCAAAGCUGCUUUUCAUAGAUCAAGUUCUUUAAAUUUUUUCCUGUAGGUUAUUUUAUAAGCCAUAGGUGUAACUAGAAUAUAUCUGGCCGAAGACAGGAACUAUAACUACGGCCAUUAAUUUGGAUUAUGUUAAGAACUUUAGAUAUUUUUGAAUAAAGAUGACUUUCAAUGAUUUGAUAUUGGUGCUCAUAGCAUGCUUGUGGUUACAGACUCUACCCAAG